Molecule: messenger RNA, 870 nt
Organism: Daphnia pulicaria
Lineage: Eukaryota; Metazoa; Arthropoda; Branchiopoda; Diplostraca; Daphniidae
Exons: 2
Coding region: 17-640 (207 amino acids)
Molecular function (GO): sulfotransferase activity
Source: RefSeq, a predicted model, not a curated record
AUGGCCGGAUUUCUUGAUGGAUCAAACAAGACGGUGGCUCAGCACCGCCGUUAACUGGACCCAAUAUUCAACGGAGCUGCUGAGCAUUCAUUACGAGGACCUCAGAAAGGACCCACGACCGCAGCUGCGUCUCAUCUUAGAAUUUCUGCAGCUUCCGGUCGACGAAAGACGAUUGGACUGCAUAGAGAAAUAUCCGCCAAAGAAAUUCCAUCGAAAAAACCGAUUAGGCGAAGAGCUGGAUGAAAAGGCAAUCUUUCCCGAGCGGAUGAGACAUGUUUUAGAUCGAGCAAUUCGAUACGUCGACUAUCGCACUCAACAGACGGGCAAUCGGGGUUUACCGCUUGACAACUACAGCUAUUACAACCAGUCCAGCUGGAAAGGAUCUCAGCCGGCUAGGACAGUGCCAAAUCAAACGUGGAUCGAGUGGAUCUCGGAUCAAUGGGGCUUCAGGGUCGAGUCUCUGCUGAAAGACCCGCUGACCCAGAUGCUUCGAGACGAAGCCGAAGCGAACAUUUUCUAUAGCUGGAAUAUUCCAUUCGCAUCCGCCUUUAACGAAUCGAAAGAACUGGAGCGGGACUUCAACUCCGGGCCACCGCUUUUUAUCCAGCAGUUUCGGCACGCAAAAUUUCCACCCAAAUGAUCCACUCGAAGUGAAUGUCACGGAGAACCCUCUCUUCCUGUAUUGCCUAAUGCCUACCUCACUGCAGUACUUUCGUGAUGGAGAAUUGAUUGAAUUACCCCAAGAGAAAUAAAAAGUGCUCCCCAACUCUAUUGCGCAAAAGCCGACGAAUGAAAUAAGAAAUAACCUAAUGAGUGUAUGAUUCGAUUUUUUUUUUUUUUUUUUUGUGACGGAGAAAGUGUAUUGAUUCA